AUGUUGGCCAUCAUGAUACUACUCAUCUUCGUCGGCUGUCUCUUUUUCGUAAUUGCCUCCAUUCGAUUCAAGAAACAAUUGGCCAAACAGGAACAAGAAAUGGCAGAAUUGAGGGCUACGAGGAGACGGGAAGCCAGGGAUCGGGAAUUGGCACUGGAAGAAUUCUUGGAUGUACAAGAACAAUCAAGGCUCGAUCUUUUCAUGGAACACUUUGAGUUUCACAUGGUGCCAUCGCGGCCAAUAAGGUCGUCACGGCCAACAACGUCAACUUCAACAACAACAACUUCAACAACAACAUUGCCACUGACGCCAAGUGAUGACGACAAUGAGGAUGCCGCCAAGAGAAAGUUAUCGGACAUGGACACGACCAACAUUACACUCUCGUCGUCCUAUGACGAUGCCGAUGCUGAUGCUGAUGCUGAUACUACUGAUGAUACUGGUAGCACACGUGGCACUGAUCAUCAUUUUGACUUUCAGCAGUAUCGGAAGAAUGGGCAAGAGCCAAAGCUGGAGACUUCUCGUCAUGGCGGCACUCAAGAUGCUCCAUCCGACAGUACCGGUAAGGAUGCUGAUUCCGACGACAGCACCAAUGCACCCACUACUACUCCAGAGCAAAUUCAAGACUUGCGACAGAACGACAACAACGACAACAGCAACAACAACAAUGACAGCAACAACGACAACAGCAACAAUGACAGCAACACCAAUUCUAGUAGCAUCAUGAAUGGCAUUGCUCCAUUAUGGCUCACUUCGGCGAUUUGUCGUAGCACACUGCUGAACACUGCUGCUUCUACGGAAGCGGAAGAGGAUUGUUGCUGCAUUUGUUUGGACUCGUAUCGACCAGGCGAUACUGUCUGUUGGGGCAAACAACAACAACAACAAUUGUCGUCGCCCUCGUCGUCUUUGGUAUUGUCAAAUGACAAUGGUACAUCUACGACUGCCGAGAACAACAACAACAGCAACAGCAACAGCAGCAACAUUCAUAAGUGCCACCACAUGUUUCACAAGGAGUGUGCCUUGCAAUGGUUUCUACGAAUAAAGCAGACAAACAACCAAUGUCCCAUGUGUCGAAUCACAUUGCUGCCUUUUAUGCAACAAGAUGACAAAAAAGCCCAAGAAUCAUCCACAUCAUUGCCACUUAUUAUUGGUGCGGAGGAUCAUCAUCAACAACAACAACAACAACAAGUAGUUACUACGAACAGCAGCAACAACACUGCCAUUGCUACUGAUACUUCUGGCGCCCAAGAAACUAACACUGCCGAUGAUACUGCUGGUACCGUGGUGGAUGUUGAAGCACAAAUCUGA
Molecule: messenger RNA, 1305 nt
Organism: Cylindrotheca closterium
Lineage: Eukaryota; Bacillariophyta; Bacillariophyceae; Bacillariales; Bacillariaceae
Source: the annotation of a GenBank genome assembly